UAUUCAAGAAAAAUUGCUAUCUCAAUUCUUGACUUCUCGUUUCUCCGACCAAAACACCGACUGAAAAUCCUGUCCUCCGUCUCACAGCCUCAUCGAUUUUUUUCUCUGAUGUCAGAUCUCUUUUCCGGCCAGCCGAACUCAUAUCAUUGGUCAUCUUCUCCGUGGCGACUCAGUGAAUUUCUCCGACCAGGUAAUCUUUAUUCUCAUCGAUUUCUCUCUAAGUUUUUUUUUGCUUUUGAUUGAAUCGAUUCUUCUAUACGAAAUUACUCUGCAUGCGUUGUGAAUCCGUAUUGUUAGGGUUUUUUGUUUCGCUUUGCGUUGGAUUUGUAUAUUCUGAUUGAGUUGUAUUCUGUUCUGGGUUUGCUCUGGGUUCUGUUCUGUCUAGUCGGUUGAUUUCUGAAUUGGAUUUGUAUAUAUCUGUAUCGGAUUUGUAUAUCUCUGGUUUGGAUUUGUAUAUCUCUUUUGUUUGCUCUAGGUUGAUUUCUAUUCACACCGGUUGAUAUAUUUGAAGGAUAUUCUUCUUCUUCAUUGUUUGGUUUGAGUAAUCGUACUAGAUUGUUUAGUUGUUACUUUGCUUGAUAAAGAUUAUUUGCUAAUGAAGUGUGUUUAUUAAUGAGGUGUGUUUGCUACUGAAUCGUGUUUAGUGAAGAGUCUUUAUGUGGUCAAUGUCUUAUGAUUUCUUUGCUAAGCAAGUGUGUUGUUGUUUGCAAAUUGUGAGCUUUGUGUGGGCUGUCAAGGAGACCCAAGCCACAGCUGUGAGGAUCAUCAAGGGCUUGAAGCUUUCCCUCUGCGCAUUGCUAGCUUUGAGCUUGGUGUGGGCUGUCAAGGAUUCCCAACUCACGGCUGUGAGUGCAUCAAUGUCCACAACCUUUCUGUCUUCGCAUUGCAACCCUCAGAGGUAUGAGUGGUGUAUUACCAAGGUGGUGGUGGAUGUCGACACUAAAGAGUGGUUGUGGUUUUUGUUGCUUAAAGCUAUUUUGUUUUUUUUUUCCUAUGUGUAAAUUUGAGUCCACAAACUUGUUGUGGUAUAUGUCGACACCAAAGUUUUUUGUUUGUCUCCUAUGUACAUUUUGAAACCGUGUAUUUAUAAUGGAUCUUAGUAACCACAAACUUUGUAUGAUUGUUCUAUUUAUAUAUGUACUUCAUAUGCU
Molecule: messenger RNA, 1151 nt
Organism: Eutrema salsugineum
Lineage: Eukaryota; Viridiplantae; Streptophyta; Magnoliopsida; Brassicales; Brassicaceae
Exons: 3
Coding region: 657-1001 (114 amino acids)
Source: RefSeq, a predicted model, not a curated record